AUGUGGAAAGAUGAGAAACGCGCGGCUCAGCAUCGCACAUACAACUCCCUUCUGCGUCCGCCAGUGGGUUCCGUAGGUUGCAGUCGGUUUCCACAAACGAUUUCACUAUCCUCUCCUGAUGAGCAUAAGUUUGUUGAUCGUACACAGCCCCCUAACAUAACUAUUAUAUGCAUAACCCUUUGA
Trypanosoma brucei brucei TREU927 is the source of this 183-nucleotide messenger RNA. RefSeq lists its product as hypothetical. Bases 1 to 183 code for a protein of 60 amino acids. NCBI's taxonomy places the organism in Eukaryota, Euglenozoa, Kinetoplastea, Trypanosomatida, Trypanosomatidae. The transcript has a single exon. The record is from RefSeq and is a predicted model, not a curated record.